Balaenoptera ricei (Rice's whale) is the source of this 842-nucleotide messenger RNA. RefSeq names its product cytochrome c oxidase assembly protein COX20, mitochondrial. The record is from RefSeq and is a predicted model, not a curated record. Gene Ontology annotation, cellular component: mitochondrion; mitochondrial inner membrane. Lineage: Eukaryota; Metazoa; Chordata; Mammalia; Artiodactyla; Balaenopteridae. Gene Ontology annotation, biological process: mitochondrial respiratory chain complex IV assembly.
AGGAGGGGCGGGGGCGGAAAAAGGCGCAGCCUCGAAGUGCCAAGAGUCCGGGUGCGCGGUUGCUUCACGAGUCCUCCUCCUCCUCCUCCUCCUCCCCUGGUCCAGGCCCUCGGGCUGGGGAGAGCCCCGGUGGAGGAGACGUGAUCCGUUCAACUGAACAAAGGAAAUGGCGGCCACACCAAAGGCAACCGGCUCGGCCGGUACUGCCGCCGCGGAGACUGGGAAACGUUCCCUAAAAUGGCGGACAGCGCGAACGCAGGCGCGGGCCGGGCUGGCAGGGCGGGGCGGGGCGUCCGCUCACGGCGGCCCGCGGCGGCGACGGGGCGGGGGAGAGGCGCCGACUGUUCCCAUGGCGGCUGCGCCGGAGGCCGGGGAGCCCGGGAAGGGGAAGCCCUUUAAGCUCCUAGGAAUUUUAGAUGUUGAAAACAUCCCCUGUGCACGGGAUUCGACAUUGUAUGGCUCAUUAGGAUCUGUUGUGGCUGGCCUUGGACACUUUUUGUUAACUAGUAGAAUUAGAAGAUCAUGUGACGUUGGAAUAGGAGGAUUUAUCUUGGUGACUUUAGGAUGCUGGUUCCAUUGUAGGUAUAAUUAUGCAAAGCUAAGAAUCCAGGAAAGACUUGCCAGAGAAGGAAUUAAAAACAAGAUUUUAUAUGAAAGUACCCACCUUGAUCCUGAAAGAAAACAAACCAACAGCGGCCGCAGCAGCAGCAAUUGAGCAGUCUUGAGCACAGAAAACCCAGAUACAACUCACUUCGGUGUGAACAAAGCCAAGAUCAACUAUAGAAAGCAUUUUAUAUACCAUAAGGCUUUCAACCAAGUAAAUAAAGUAUGUGUAAGUUGUA